UUGAGUGGCAGCUGCUUGGAGGGACCAGCACACAGUGCACCUCUCAUAAUAACGGUUAUUAUGGCGGUUGUGCACCUUGAAGACCUUGCUAUUAUAUACGAAAACAUUCACGAAUGCUUGUUGCACACUUUGAAAAGGUAGGACUCUGCCAGUACCAGUGUCGUGUCAGGUGUGUGGAGACAAGUCUUACGGUAAACACUACGGGGUCUUCUGCUGUGAUGGUUGCUCUUGCUUCUUUAAGAGAUCCAUCAGGAAGGGUGUCACUUACUCCUGUAUCUCUGGUAAAGGCGAGUGUGUGGUGGACAAGGCUCGUAGGAACUGGUGCCCUCACUGCCGCCUCAAGAAGUGCCUCGCUGUCAGCAUGAACACAGAAGCCGUACAGGAGGAGAGAGGACCUAGAAAGCCCAAACUGAAGCAGCAACAGCAGCAACAACAGACAACACUUACAGAAUGUCGUAUGGGCGAAGUAGGGAGCAGUCCUACAAUGUGUGGAGGGGGUGUCCCUGCCCCAGCUAGAGACCCCCCGCCCCUCUUCUCGCCCAUCAGUAUGAACACCGGGCCCUCCAAGAUACCAGGAGUCCCCUUGACUGGGGACUUACCACCAGCCUUCGUCAGACAGUUGGGUCUUCCUGAAACUCCCCUAACGUUGGCAUCUUUGUUAGCGUCGAACCCUUUCUUGAUGUCCUCACCAUCUAUGUUAUCACCGCCACCGCCCACCAUACUACCCCAGUCUAUACCAACACUGCGACCCAUGGCACCUACCAUGAUGCCACUACCACAGCCACACCUCCCUCCUCUUGGGCUACAUACCUCUGCUUUCAGUGCUGUUAGACCUAACCUUCAUGACUGUGUCAGACCUAACCUACACAACUAUGGUAAUUCUGGUCGUUUACGAGAGGAGGUUGGUGUACAGGUGUUGGGAUGGGUGGUGCGUCAAGCCAGAGCCUCGCCCUUCCUCACCCCUCUGCUUGCCUCAGACCUGCUCCUGCUCCUGACUCGGGCCUGGCCGCAGUUGCUGCUACUCCAUGCUGCUUAUUGGCCACUUGAUCUUCUACUACUAAUGCAGAAUGAGCUAAUAGUUGACCUUGAGGCGGGUAUGUUUAAGAAUGAAGAAGCUGGCCAGGUUGCUGCUGCAUUACGCUUGUGUCGCCAGUACUCCCUAGACUCCACUGAACUGCUGCUUCUCUCUGCCGUCAUCCUUCUCAGAUCCCAACCAGGCCUAUCUUCAGAGGGAAGAGUGCUGAUGUCACUACUUCAUGAGAGAGCACAAGCUACCCUUCAAAGUCAUGCAGCCACAUCCUUUCCUGGUGACCCUUUGAGACCAUCCAACCUGCUCCUGCUGGUCGCAUCCUUGCACCGCCUCCCUCAACAGGUGGUGACACAAGCCCUUAUUCCCAGUCUUGCCUCACCACAUGCUGCCUCUCUCAUUAUUGCCACAUUCCUCACAUCUAGCUAAAAAGAAUUGUGAUUGCAGUAAGCUAUUUUAAAGCUGUGGAAAAGGACACUUGUGAACAGUUUUGAACAUUUAUUAAAGGAAAUGUUUCCUUUAAUAAAUGUCCUGAACAAGUGUCCAUUUCUUCAGUUUGCUGGUAUUGCCAUACCCUUUACAAUCUCUUACAAAUUAUUAUUAUAAUCAAAAAGUGCUAAGCCACAAGGGCUAUACAGCAAUCUCUUACAAAGCUUGUCAAUACAGAGCAAUUUUUUGUAAAUAA
Molecule: messenger RNA, 1712 nt
Organism: Cherax quadricarinatus
Lineage: Eukaryota; Metazoa; Arthropoda; Malacostraca; Decapoda; Parastacidae
Product: protein tailless-like
Biological process (GO): anatomical structure development; regulation of transcription by RNA polymerase II; cell differentiation
Molecular function (GO): nuclear receptor activity; RNA polymerase II cis-regulatory region sequence-specific DNA binding
Source: RefSeq, a predicted model, not a curated record